This is a messenger RNA of Trichophyton rubrum CBS 118892, 2382 nucleotides long. RefSeq lists its product as uncharacterized. The record is from RefSeq and is a predicted model, not a curated record. Gene Ontology annotation, molecular function: protein binding. The coding region runs from base 1 to 2382 and encodes 793 amino acids. Lineage: Eukaryota; Fungi; Ascomycota; Eurotiomycetes; Onygenales; Arthrodermataceae. The transcript has 2 exons.
AUGCUUCGUUGUGGUAAUGUCAAACUCAGUUGUGCUCGUUCUUCACGGGCGAGCACUGUCUUAAUUUCUACCACAAGCGCAACUCCCAUUGCUGCAGUCUCCCGAACCCAGCACCCUAGCUAUUUUGUCCGCCAUUAUACCCCUUUGCGUACUUGGAAAGGACGCGAUUCCAGUGGACCUAGGGGGAUUAGCCCUGGUACAACACAGUGGGACACUAAAGAUCGCUAUGUAGCAUUAGAGAAGAGGAACCGAUGGCAGCGGAAGUCUCAAAGAGAGGCCAUAGAAACAGCGAAGGAUAAGAACUUAAAAGACCAAGAAGAGGGUGAAGGGAAUGAGGAUGAAGAGCAUGUGCGCAAAAAGCGGGAGCCCAAAAAGAGAAUGAGCCAAGCAGAGUUUGAGAGGGAGAUGCAAUAUAUCAAAUAUGACAGGGUGGCAUUAGCUCGAAGGGUGAGCCAGUUACUCAAACUUGGCCACGAGGAAAAGGCGACUCUAUUGGUUUGGGCAUCGCAGAAUGCAAAGAUUGACUGCAUUGUCUCUUGGAAUACACUAAUAGAGCACAAGAUGAAAACUGGGCGUCAAAAGGAGGCAGUCAGGUUAUUCAAUGAUAUGAAAAAGAGAGGCCGGCCUCCAAACGAGCAAACUUUUACAAUACUCCUGUCGGGACUGGCGGCCAGUUCGUCAAAGCACUCGUCCGAAACCGCCCUCAGCCUUUUUGAAUCCUUGAAAAACUCCAACUCUGAGUCUAAGCCUAAUAUAAUACACAUAAAUGCUGUACUGAACGUGUGCGCUCGCAACCGCGAUAUGAAGAGUCUCUGGGCCUUUGCUGGGGAUAUCCCAGAAUAUGGAGAAAGUGCACCGAAUUCAGUCACAUAUACCAUAAUUCUGAACGCCAUACGAACAUCUGUACUGGAAUUCACCGAUACUUUAGACCCUAACAAAGGACCAAGGGCUGUCAAAGAAAUCUCCAGAAGGAAGAGGAUAGCUGUCUCAUCCGGAAAGAAGCUGUGGGGUGAGAUCAUUAGCAAAUGGCGGCAAGGAGACUUGGUACUGGAUUCAAAGCUGGUAACUUCAAUGGCCCGCCUACUCACAAUCGAGAAUACCGAGAAGUCAUAUUUGGAUGUCCUACGCUUGUAUAGGCAAUGCAUGGGCCUUCCAGUUCCACCGGCUGUUGAAUCUGAAGUUAUACACCCUCAAAACAUACAGGAAGAAACAUCAAACAACGAUGAAUUAUUAACAAAGGAAGAGAAGAGACAGAGGGACGAAGAAAGAAAAAUGCUACUACACCUAUUCGAUCCCGUUGACAUUGCGGAAAUCCGUACAGCACUGAAAGGAAAAACCGGCUCCAAGAAGAGUCCAAGUGUCAAUCUUCCAUCUCCAACUAACAUCGAGCUGUCACUCCUGAUCCAAAUUUGUCAAAAUAUGGCACAUAAUGGCAUGGCCAGCGGUCGGCAUUAUUGGACCACUCUUACUGACAAUGGUGGUUACAAUAUCAAACCUGAUUCUAGUUCUUGUCACGAAUACCUUCGUCUUCUCCGCCACCAUAGAGCCAGCGCUGAGUCUCUAAAAGUGGUCGAGCAUUAUAUGGUUCCCGACAAUUUAGUUGCCGGAAAGACAAUUACCAUCGCUCUCAGCACUUGUUCCCGCGACAGGAACAACCCAAAUGUUCUCGACAUUGCAAACAGACUUCUAGAUAUUUCUACUUUUGCUCCAGAACUGGACCCAAGCUACAUACUGAGAUAUAUAGAGCUUGUCCGGACUCUUGUUAACCGGGAGAAACUCAUUUCAGACAAAGCUAAUAUGAACAAGAUUCGACUCAAACAUGCUCUUGAUAGCCCGACAACUGUACUUACUGAGUUACAUCAAACACGCCUUCUCAAAGCUCUUACCCAUCUUAGGUUGCGUACUCAGGAUGUCAUCGAGCUACUUGCAUUCGGUUACAUUAGAUACCAAAAGUUGCCCGUAGAUCCGGGCUUUGUUGGUUCGUCUCUGGGCAAUGGAGAAGAGCCAACCACUGCACAGAAUGCAGGACCAGACGAUGCAGAAAAGGACGUCACCGUACACAAGGCACUGAGGAAACUCAAAGCUCAGUCUUUUGUUGUACCAGGCAAAGCUUUCGAAGGUCCCAACUGCAUUGAGUUGCUUAAAGUUUUGUGGCAGUCCCUUUCUCUAUACAGAAGAAUCCUCAAUACUCGGUCUGUGAUAUCACCCUCCGAGUCCUCGCCUGAAACCUCCUCGGUGUCAUCUUCCCUUUCAGACUCAGAUCGAGAUUGGCUCACCAAAGAUUGCGAGAGGUUGUCUAUGUUUGCUCCUUACUUCAAGCAGUUUACAAGCCGAGAAGUAAUUGACAAUGAUGUUGAAUCUAAUCGCAAUCAUGGCGUUUGA